UGACAGGUUGAUGGUGACUUAGUGCUAGCAGUGGCGAUGGUCAGAGUUGUUGGAUUCUGGUUAUAUUCAGAAGGAAGAACUGAAAGGAUUGGCUGACAGAUUGCACGCAGGGUGAGAGAGAAUUUGACUUAUAAGGUUUUGGGGCUGUCUUAUUGGAAGACUAGAUUUACUGUUAAUUGAGGUGGACAAACCGAGGGCAGAAAAGGUUUGGAGGAGUAUCCAGAAUUUGGUUUGUAACAAAUUUAAUUUGAUCUACCACUUUAUGUUUCCAUCCAGUGUGUCAAGUAAGCAGUUUUAUACAUGGCAACACGGGCAUAUAAAAGGUCAGGAGUGGCAAUGUAAGUUUGCACAUCAUCAGCAGAUAAAUAGAACAUAUUUGAAAAGCCAUAAGCCUAGAUGAGGUAACUAAGGGAGUAAAGCAUAUAGAGAAGACAUGAGAAGCUUUGGGGCACUCAAGUAGUUAGUUAGAAGUUAGAUUGCUGAGGAGCAACCAACAGAAGGAAACAAGAAACAGUACUAUCCAGUGAGGUGGGAGGAGAAAACUGAGUGUGGGGUCCCAGAAGCCAAAGAAAAGACUUCAAGAAGGUAGACAUGAUCAAGUGUAUCAAAUGCUCACUAGGUGUGUAAUGUGAAGACUGAUAACUAUUAUUUUUGCUGAGUUUUCCCUGAUGUUUACUCGUGAAUACACCUGUCUCCUUCUGUCCAUCUUCAAACUGAAAGUGCCAUGAGGUCAGGUAUCUAAUACGUGACAUGUAGUAAAGCUCAGUAUUUGCUGAAUAUGUGCUACUGGCACCCUCUUCGAGCCCUCAUCUCUUUCUAAUCUUGCACUUGAGUACAUUGUUUACAUUGCUGCCCAUCUGUCUGACCUUCCCUGUCUAGAAAGCUUCAGGGGCUCCCCAUUACCUGCAUUAUAAAAUCCUGGCACCUCUCCUGACAAAUCCAUCCAUGUCAUCUUUUUCAGCCUCAUCUCCUACCACUUCCUAUUCAUACCUAUACCCUAAUAUGGAACAAUUUAUAGUUCUGUCUACAGACUGUAUUAUUUCAUCCUUCUAUGGCUUUACUCAUUCUAUUUAUUUUUUCAGCCUAAGAUGACUUUCCUCCUUGGCUUGGCUAAAGUCUAGCUUGAAGAAUCAGGAAGCUUUUGUGAGCCAACUCAUUCAGUCCACAGGCAGCCUCCAUAAUAACUGUACAUAAUCUCUAUCACCUUUCUUAUUCUCUAACUUUUUUAUGUGUCUGUUAACGUUUUCUAAAGUAUAAAUUUUUUAGGGUCAGAAGUGUAUCUUUCUUUAUCUUCCUCUCCAUGGUACCUGUCACAGUGCUAUCUUCUGGGUAGGCACUCUAAAUAGUGAAUUUUAAGAGAACAGGAAAAUGAAGGGGAAGGCAUUCAAAUGUGAGCUGAAGAUUGUCUGGAUCAGUGACUUGACAGAUAUCAAUGCAAGCCUGAAUAAGAAAAAGAAUUUCUCCCUCCUAAGCCAUGGCAUAUCAGUUGUACAGAAAUACCACUUUGGGAAACAGUCUUCAGGAGAGCCUCGAUGAGCUUAUACAGUCUCAACAGAUUACCCCCCAGCUUGCCCUUCAAGUUCUACUUCAAUUUGAUAAGGCUAUAAAUUCAGCGUUGGCACAGAGGGUCAGGAACCGAGUCAAUUUCAGGGGCUCUCUAAAUACAUACAGAUUCUGCGAUAAUGUGUGGACUUUUGUAUUGAAUGAUGUUGAAUUCAGAGAGGUGACAGAACUUAUUAAAGUGGAUAAAGUGAAAAUUGUAGCCUGUGAUGGUAAAAAUACUGGCUCCAAUACUACAGAAUGAAUAGGAAAAAAAUGGCUUUUUAAUGCCAUCCUGUUAUUGUUCAUCGCUUUUUGAAGAGAAGCAUAGAAGAGACUUUUUUUUAAUUUAUUCUAGCAUUGCAGAAAUGACUACACUGUGCCGUACUAUCAGAGAAUUCCAGUAGAAAGAAGCUUAUAAUUCUGUACCUUGUUACAUUACCUUAUUAUACAGCAUGAAGAAUCAGAACUUUUUUUUAAUGACAAAUCAAACAUUGUGGCCUUCCUAAGACCAUUCUUUAAUAAAUUCAUUUUAAAACUCAA
This is a messenger RNA of Lagenorhynchus albirostris (white-beaked dolphin), 2082 nucleotides long. RefSeq names its product general transcription factor IIA subunit 2 (gene GTF2A2). Bases 1475 to 1804 code for a protein of 109 amino acids. The transcript has 5 exons. Gene Ontology annotation, cellular component: transcription factor TFIIA complex. Gene Ontology annotation, biological process: transcription initiation at RNA polymerase II promoter; RNA polymerase II preinitiation complex assembly. NCBI's taxonomy places the organism in Eukaryota, Metazoa, Chordata, Mammalia, Artiodactyla, Delphinidae. Gene Ontology annotation, molecular function: RNA polymerase II general transcription initiation factor activity; TBP-class protein binding. The record is from RefSeq and is a predicted model, not a curated record.